This is a messenger RNA of Aegilops tauschii subsp. strangulata, 764 nucleotides long. RefSeq names its product pathogenesis-related protein 1. Lineage: Eukaryota; Viridiplantae; Streptophyta; Magnoliopsida; Poales; Poaceae. Gene Ontology annotation, biological process: defense response; abscisic acid-activated signaling pathway. The record is from RefSeq and is a predicted model, not a curated record. Gene Ontology annotation, molecular function: protein phosphatase inhibitor activity; abscisic acid binding; signaling receptor activity. Gene Ontology annotation, cellular component: cytoplasm; nucleus.
ACUUCUGCUCUCCAUGAAACCAAGCAGCCCUGCGCCAUUACAAGACUCACAGAUUACAUCAUUUGCACCGGCUGUACUAGCUUGAUCAUCACAAUAAUGGCCUCCACCAACAGCUGGACCCAUGAGAUCGAGUCGGCGGUCACCGCACCGCGCCUCUUCCGCGCUGGCGUCAUGGACUGGCACACCCUGGCUCCCAAGCUCGCGCCGCAAAUUGUUGCCAGUGCCCACCCUGUUGAGGGAGAAGGCGGUGUCGGCAGCGUCAGGCAGUUCAACUUCACCUCAGCCAUGCCCUUCAACCUCAUGAAGGAGAGGCUCGAGUUCAUUGACGCAGAUAAGUGCGAGUGCAAGUCGACUCUUAUCGAGGGCGGUGGCAUCGGCACGGCAAUCGAGACAGCCACUUCGCACAUCAAGGUGGAGCCGGCAGCAAACGGUGGGAGCGUAGUGAAGGUGGAAUCGACAUACAAGCUGCUUCCAGGCGUGGAGGUGAAUGAUGAGAUUACCAAGGCCAAGGAUUCUGUCACGGCCAUCUUCAAGGCCGCCGAGGCCUACCUCAUCGCCAACCCAGACGCCUACAACUAAAUCAGUUGAGAGGGAUUAAAUAUGAUUAUGUUCUCCCUGGUUUGAUUUUUGUGUGCUUUCUUCCUGAAUAAUAAGGCUGCUCCAAUCUCCAAGUAGUGAUGCGAGAGCACUAAGCAGAGUGUGGACCUGAGAAGUUUAAAAGUUGUGUAUUUGUAACUAUCAAAGGGAGCUGUUGUUUGAUGAUA